ACCUAUGCCACCAACUCACCCGUACUUUAUGUUCUCCAGGGCAUGGCCUUCUCCCUGGCCGAGCGACAGGCACUGGGCAUCCACGGCCUGCUGCCGCCGCGCUUCAAGACCCAGGAGGAGCAGCUCCAGCUCUGCAAGAUCAACAUCGACCGCUACACCGACCCCCUCAACAAGUACAUCUACCUGAUGGGACUGCAGGUGAGUCGAUUCGUCCGAGCGGCCGGAACGUGAUGCGGAGGACAUGACAGCCACGACGCCCACCUCGGGUGGUGCGAGUAUUCUCUUUUCUUUUGGUCCAAAAUAAAAUUGCUUUGACAGGGUAUGGUUGUUGUAAGCCGCACUUUUGUCUGGUAGCGCUGAACCGCUAGUAUAUACCACCAGUAUAUAACAAAAAAAAGCGCCGUCUUAGAACAACACCCACUCUGUAGCAAAGAAGUCCUGCUGCAAGUUCUUUUUUUGCUUUAAAAAAAUGAACCCUGAAUUGAUUUAUGUUUUUCUGUCGUGCAAACUUUGUACUCCGGGCUCAAAGUCGAGCAGACGGCUGGUUGACUUACGACUUUCAACG
Messenger RNA from Frankliniella occidentalis (western flower thrips), 565 nucleotides. Its product is annotated as NAD-dependent malic enzyme, mitochondrial-like. NCBI's taxonomy places the organism in Eukaryota, Metazoa, Arthropoda, Insecta, Thysanoptera, Thripidae. The record is from RefSeq and is a predicted model, not a curated record. The coding region runs from base 43 to 231 and encodes 62 amino acids. The transcript has a single exon.